UCCUGAAACAUUUUCCAAGAAAAUUGUCAGCAUGGUGCCCUGAAUGCUGUUGGGUGUGUCCUACAAACAAGGACAUUCCAAGGUAAAGAGACUCUUGUUCCCUUUGGUUCAUAAGUUCUAUGUCAGACAACGUAGAGCCCACAUUCUUCCACAGACUCAUGGAUUUUUAUUUUAUCAAGAAGUUUAUGAUCUCAGUUUUAACACUGAGGCUCAAACUGUCCCAGAUUUGGCCAGUGGGAGCCCUUCAAGCUGGCUCUCUGUCCUUCCACCUGUUCUCAUUAUUCUUUGAGCAUUUCCUUACUCUCUGUCCGCCCGCCUCGCACCCCCGCCCAAAGAUGUUCCAGGCUCUACUUGUAUCUCCUCUGUCCCCUCUCCCCUGGAAUCAGCCAUUUUCUCAAAGGAGAAGGGAGGGUGCUUUUGAAGGCAGGUGGCUGACCCCUCACCUCUGAGUGACCCCCUGGACUCGGAUUUCAAUGCGGCUGGCCCCGGCCAAUGGCAGGGGCGAUGCUCCAGCGGUUGCCAUGGAGACUUCUGGCCGCAGAGCAGCGGAAGGAGGCGGUGACGUCACUGCUGGAGCAAGUGCAGCGGCCACAUCCUUGUCUUCGCCGGGGCCACAGGGCACUGAGGGCAGCCCCAGGGCCAGCCGCGAGUGACCAGCCACCCUGCUUUCUGAGCCCCCAUCCACGACACCCCGGUAGCAGCAGCCCCAGGGAGAUAGACCCGCCAUCCCAGAUUUGCUGAGGCUGCCAGGACGGGUGAGACCUCUGGAGACCACCAAGAAAGGGGAAGUGCAUCUUUAUACCCUCCUUGGUGCAGCCUUGCCCAGACUCGGGACCCAAGAGCCUGCUGGCAGACGCCACCUCUGUUUCACUGUGCGUAAGUCCCUGGGAAUUCCCAAGAGCCUUCUCGGGGGAGGUUACAGAGAGCUGGACACCGCAGCCCUGCGGGCUGGGCCAGGGGCAUCCUCCGCUAGAGGGAUAAAUCGGGCCCUUGAGGCCUCCCUCUUACUGAGCCUUUGGGAAGGGAUCGUGGCAUCCUGGAUAAUUUCGUGCAUUCCCGAGGCAGCUCAAGUGUGCACAAGCAGGCAUACUGCUGCCUCCGGGAGCUGGGCAAGAUGCUCUUCGGGGUCAAAGACAUCGCUCUGUUGGAGCACGGGUGCAAGGCGCUCGAGGUGGACAGUUACAAGUCCCUGAUGAUCCUGGGAAUACCGGAAGACUGCAACCAUGAGGAGUUUGAAGAGAUCAUACGGGUCCCUCUGAAGCCUCUGGGCAAGUUCGAAGUGGCCGGGAAGGCCUUUCUGGAAGAAGACAGAUCCAAGGCAGCCAUCAUCAGGCUGGAGGAAGACAUCAAUUACGCCGUGAUCCCCAGGGAGUUCAAGGGCAAGGGCGGCAUGUGGAGAGUGGUCUACAUGCCCCGGAAGCAGGACAUUGAAUUCCUGACCAAGUUGAACCUUUUCCUGCAAAGCGAGGGCAGGACGGUGGAGGACGUGGCCCGGGUCCUGAGGCAGGAGCUAUGCCCAACAGUGCCGGGCCCCCGAGAGCUUCCUGCCAGAAAGUGCCGGGCACCUGGGCCCGGGGAGAAGCUGGGGGCCGGGGCCCCAGCGGGCACUGACGGGGCGCCAGCUCUGGACUCCGUAGAGAAGCAGAGCAAGGCUGGAGAUGACAAGAGAGGCAAGCGAAAACACAAGAAAACCCGUCGACGGCACCAUGCAUCUGACAAGAAGCUGUGAGGUGUUUGCAGGAAACAGAAGAGGAGAAACAGGGUCUGUGACUCCAAGGAUUUGGAGAAGGUCUCUUGGCAGAGUUGAGGAAAAGCCAAGCCAGAGGACCACGUCGGGGAGAUCCCUGCUCUGGAGAAAAGCCACUAUCUCCUCUCCGCAACCCCCUGAGUCCUGCUGUCAGGGACAGCCCCUCUUGUUGAGUACGUGUUGCCAGGAAGAGACACAGACCCUUCUAGCUUUGGACCCUGCUGGAGAUCCUGCCAUUGCAAAGUCUAGACCCGUUUUUUGUUUUUUUGGAUUUUGUUUUUGUUUUUGUUUUGUUUUGUUUUGUUUUUUGUCUUUUAAAAGCAUGGACCUUGAAGGUAACUCUCAUCCAGAGUGGACCACCCUGUUUUGCAGAAACUAUGCCUGACCAAGUGAGUUGCCUGCUGGCCACACCUGAGGAGCCCAGCGCUCUGUAUUUGACUGUCAAAAGCUGUGGCUGUCCUGUACACACUUGGUCUCCUUUACAAGGGAUGGUCACACAUGGGACUCUUCUGCUCCGACUGGCCCCAGGGGUUAGGAUAUGGGUCUCCCCAAAUUCCAUUCCAGAAGCUCCAACUUAGGCGCAGGGGACACCCCACUCUAAAGAACAAAAGGCAAGACUUUCAGGAAAUGGUCCAAAAGGAGGUAAAUAAUUAGGAGGUCACCCUCAAGAGUUACCCAUUAACAACAUUAACUUGGAGUCCCCCAUGAAGAACAACAA
Messenger RNA from Mustela erminea (ermine), 2465 nucleotides. Its product is annotated as paraneoplastic antigen-like protein 8C. The transcript has 2 exons. Lineage: Eukaryota; Metazoa; Chordata; Mammalia; Carnivora; Mustelidae. The record is from RefSeq and is a predicted model, not a curated record. The coding region runs from base 1115 to 1729 and encodes 204 amino acids.